AUGUCUCCGAAGACGUGGAGUUUGGAAACUAUAGUCCCCUCCCGCUACAUCACUUUCACCUCCGACGACCAGCACCUCCGCGUGGCCGUCCUCGAUUCUCCCUAUUCCUCCUCCUCCGCCACAGCCGCCAUAUGGGUCCCACCUGGCCGCGAGUCCGACUGGGUGUUCUCUACUUUCUCCGGCCACCUCCAGCUCCUCCUAUCCUCCUCCACCGCCGAGCCGCUCUCCCGCUUGAUCCUCGUCGGUAGAUCCCCAUCGUCCCCUCACCCUUCCUCCUACAGCCCCUCCCCCUAUUCAAUCCUCCUUCACCCCACCAAUGCCGCCCCUCUCUUGUCAGCCCUAAUCCCCAAAUCAGCUUUUCCCAACAUCGGCAGCGAAAUCCCGUUCUUGAUCUACGAGGACGAGGUGGUCAGAGCUUCAGUUCUGGAGAUCCGACAAGGGCCUCGCGUCGGUGAAAUGUUGGUGGAAAACGUAGAGUUGGAGAAUGGAGAGUUCAGGAGGAGGCUCAGGUUCAAGAGAAUGCCUAACUUUGUGCAGACCCAGAUGAGGAUCCGCCCCAAAAAUGGAUCCCUAUCAGAGGAUAUCGAUAAAAUGGAGUUUGAGUUGGAUAAAGGAGCUCUGGUCCAGCCCUAUCUAAUUCCGAUGGUGGCUUCCAUCUCUGUUAUUAGUCGGUUCUUGGAAGUUCACAUAUAUCGAGAUGGGUUCAGACCUAGGGCUUUGUGUGUAGGGGUUGGCGGAGGGGCUCUACUUGCGUUCUUGAGUUCCCAAUUGAACUUCGAUGUCGUGGGGGUCGAGCAGGACGAGGUCGUUUUGGGAAUUGCCAGCAGAUAUUUUGGGCUCGGAGAUGAUGAGUUGAUUCGUUUGUACGCCGAAGAUGGGAUUGAAUUCGUUAAAAAGCUCGUGGGAAAUCCUAGUAGUAGGUUUCAUGUCAUCAUGGUUGAUUUGGAUUCGAGUGAUAUGAGCACCGGCAUUUUUGCACCGCCGGUCGAGUUUGUUACAAAGUCUGUUCUUUUGACCUUAAGAGAUGUGAUGUGCGAGGAAGGGGUUGUUGUGGUUAAUACGAUCCCGACUAGUGAAUUGGAUUACAAGAGAUUGAUUCGUGGGUUUGGUGAGGUUUUUGAAUGUUUGUUCGAGAUUGAUGUUGGGAAUGGGGAGAACUUUGUGCUGAUUGCAACGAAAUCAGGGGCUGAGGAUUUUGGUUCGGGAGAUGGUGAGGAUAUCUUUUUGAAUAAGUUGAGAUCAGUUGUUUCGGGAUCUUACUUGGACUCCAUUAGGAAAAUUGAAAAGACUGUUGUUUAG
Messenger RNA from Striga hermonthica, 1299 nucleotides. NCBI's taxonomy places the organism in Eukaryota, Viridiplantae, Streptophyta, Magnoliopsida, Lamiales, Orobanchaceae. The record is from the annotation of a GenBank genome assembly.